GAAUCUCUUUUUAUACAAUUUUGCACAUUGAAAAAAAACUGUUUUUUAUGGUUAAGAGCUUUAGUAAAAAUGUGUUUGGCCCAACUUCUCAUUUUAAAGAGAAUAAAAAGCUAAAAAAAGUCGCUUCCAAUCCCAUUCCCAGCACGAAUCUUCUGCAGCAAGUAGCUCUGCAUGGUUAAUUAAUUAAACUUACACAAGUUUCAAACGUUGAAAGGUUGUUGAAUACUUGAAUGGUUGUUACCAAACUCAAAAACCACUAUCAAACAAUUCAACCAUUCACUUUUCCCUUUUCCUUUUUCAUUCUACAAUGCAAAACACCAACACCAUUUCUCAGCCUUCACAUUCCACAACGAGAUCUCAUCGUUCGCUUCAUUCUCAUUCCUCUUCUCACCGUCACCAUGUUCACCUCUUUCUGGCGAUCCAUCGAUCGCUUCUCCGUUCAACACUUCAGAUGUGUAAUUAGUGAAUUGCAGAAAAUCAAAGUUGUGAACGAGCAUAACAGGGAAUUUGUGGUUGAUUUAUUGCAGUGUAUUGUGGAGAUAGUAACCUAUGGUGAUAGACAAGAUCCGUUGAUUUUUGAAUGUUUCAUGGAGUACCAAGUGCUUGCGGAGUUUGUUCGCAUGCUUAAGACCAAUGAAAAUUCAAAGAUUGAGGCACCGCUGCUGCAGUAUCUGAGCAUAAUGAUUCAAAACAUGGAUAAUGAACAAGCAAUUUACUAUUGCUUCAGCAAUGGUUAUAUUAACAGCAUUAUUUCACAUCCCUACAAAUUUGACGGGGGAGACUUAGCUUCGUACUAUGUGUCUUUUCUAAGGGCAAUUAGUGGUAAAAUAAGUAAGGACACACUUUGCCUCCUUGUGAAGGUUCAUGGGGAUGCUGUAGUCUCCUUUCCCUUGUACACAGAGGCUUUAAGAUUUGCUCAUCACGAGGAAAAGAUGAUUCAAACAGCAAUACGUUCAUUGGUUCUCAAUAUAUGCAAUGUUAGUGAUGACAUGGUAUAUCAAUUUAUAUUGACUCCUCCAGUUUCCGAAUAUUUCUCUGACCUAGUUCAUAGAUUAAGAGAUCUAUGCUUCUGCUUAGACGUUAUUCUCCAUGAUAAAGGGGAGAUGGAGAAUCAAAAAAGAAGAAAUGGGCUGAUUCUUCAAUCUGAUAAAAUUGUGGACGAACUGUACUACUUCAAAGACAUUCUUAGUGUUGGCAAGCCACAUUUGACAGGACUGGUUACUGAAAAUCUGCUGAAUGGACUUGUGUUUCCUGUACUAAUCUCAUUACUAGUUUUGAAGAAUAAUGAUGAGUCAGGUUUAUCUGCUGUCACUUCACUAUAUAUUGUAUCCCGCCUUCUUCAAGUUGUUGGUGGAAGAAGCAUGAUUAAUAAUGUGGCAUGUGUCAUAUUCUUUUAUCAUUUUUUGAACUUAAAUGUGAGAAUUCGAAGUGAUGGGAAUGCUACUGAUGGCCAUGAUGACAUUAAACCUUUUGUAAAGUGCUUUAGUGAAAUUGAAAGUACUAUAUGUUAUGCUCCAGAGUUAAAUGGAGCUGAGAGCAUCACUGGGAACUAUUUAGGUGCUCAUGGGGAAGAUGUCAUGUCUGGUUUUAGUGCCGAUGAAAUUUGUUCCAAAAGGAGAGGAAUACUUGAAUUUGUUUUCUCUGAGGAUUGCAGCCUAUUGUUGCCAUCUGUAUCUCUGUUGCUCAUUUUGGCAGAAAGUAAAGAUCUUGAUUCUAGAAUAUCUCCAAUGAUAGGACUAUAUGGGACUGGGAAUGUUAUGUUGCAAGCUAAUGGUGCGUCAACUUCUAAGCCUGCGGAUGGUAGUAUCUUUAGAUUUAUGCCUAUGAUUGUAAAUGCCCUCCUGAAGGUUUUAGCUUUCCAGCAAUCCCUCUCUGCAAUGAUGCAAUGGCAUGUUGGAUGGUGCUUACGAAAGCUACUUAACUUCAACAGAGAGGGACUUAAUAGUGAUAAUCUCCUCCUUUUCACUACUUCAUAUGAUCAGUCUCGUGCACGCUUUCUGAAAGAACUUGAUGGAAUUUGGUUUGAUCAUAUUCCAGAUGCUCUCAGAAAUGAAUGGGAAAGUUGUUUAAGAGCUCUUGAACAAUCUUCCCAAUAUAAAGAUCCAUUAUUUAUGUUGGAGCUUGUUCUUCACCAACAAUCUACCAACGGAGAAACAUCUUCAUAUUUUGCUUGGCAAAGGAUGGAUAAUGCAAUCAAGGCAUUCAUUCUUCACUUCCAGCUGAACACAUUUAUUUUCAAAAGUGUAUUGGUUGAGAAGCCAUUGUUGAACACUAUUCCCAGUUCUACCAAUGAUUUUGGAGCAAACCGAACUUCAGAUGUUUCAUCUGCUAGCUUUGGGUCCAAUGUUUCUUUGGAAUGUGGAAUUCCAUGUCGGAUUGCAUUUUCAAAUUCUGAAAUUAGGGAUGUAUAUGUAAUACCAAUGGCAUAUGGAAUGAUCGGAAAGUUACUUCUUGCAGAGAAACACCCAUUCCGCAGUCGACAUGGAGUUGUGAUUGCAAUUGCUCCACUGGCAGGGUUAUGUCCUAAAAUUGAAGUAGACCAUCCCUCGUGGUUGCUUCUUCGAAUAAGAAAUUUUGACCCGCAGUUUUAUACAAUUAAAGCUAGAGAAAACAACCUGAGCAUGCCUGAUCAAUUGAAAGAUGGGAGAUGGAUUCUCGGUUUCCCGAAUGCAAAAGCAUGCGAGGAAGCUCAAUUGGCGAUUCUAAAUGAAGUUACCAAGCAGAGAUCAGCCGUGGAGUACAUUCUUGAUCCGUUACUUCAGAAAGAUCUUGGAUUAGCUGUAGACAAAGGUAGUUAAAGUUGUGGUAAUGAUUUACUGUGGCUUUACAAUUCCCCCCCUCCCUCUUAGAAUUUGUCUCUCACAUUCUUCAUAUUGUUCCCUUUCUUAAUUUUCUUAUAUUUGGGUUCUGUAAAUAAGAUAAAAUUUAUGCUGCAUGUAAUAACUGAUAUUUAAGUGUGCAAUAUUUUGUCAGAUAUGGGCCUUUAAUUAGGGUAACAAUAAUAAUGGGCCUUGUCGGUUCAUAUUAGUAGGUAGUUUUAUUAUUAGUAGGCAAUUUUUAUAGAAAAUAACUUGCAUAUGUAACUGCAGUCUGCAGUUAGAGUAAGAAUUAAUUAAUUAGGAGAAUGAGAGGUAUUGCCUAUAAAUAGAAGGGGUGUUUGAGAAAGGGGCCAUUUUGGUAUUGGGAGGCGGUGACCCUCGAAAUUCUGUGAUAUCAUUCUGUAGUUUAUUUUAAAUAAUUGUUUAUCUUAUGUCAUUUUACUAUUUUA
Messenger RNA from Trifolium pratense (red clover), 3268 nucleotides. RefSeq names its product protein TRANSPARENT TESTA 9-like. The record is from RefSeq and is a predicted model, not a curated record. The transcript is spliced from 20 exons. Gene Ontology annotation, biological process: endosomal transport; endosome to lysosome transport; regulation of autophagosome maturation. NCBI's taxonomy places the organism in Eukaryota, Viridiplantae, Streptophyta, Magnoliopsida, Fabales, Fabaceae. Gene Ontology annotation, cellular component: endolysosome membrane; late endosome. Bases 231 to 2798 code for a protein of 855 amino acids.